GACUUGUUGUAUACGCCUAUAAAUAGGCCUCUAACCCCAUGUAUUCACCCAAGUUAUUUUUACUACACUGAAAUGCUGCCGAAUUCUCUACCCGAGUUAUUUUCUACCAACAUUGGUGCUUUCAUUGAGAGGCAUCUCUCAACUUUUUCGGUAGAAACUCGGAGAGAUUCCAGCAAAAGAAAAAAGUGAAAUUUGCCCAAAAUUAUAGAUAAUUCAUCACAAUUUCUGAAAAAUGCUCACGGUGCAUAGCAGUUACAAUCAAGGAGGAAAAAAGACUGAAAUUUCAUAUGGGGAAUUUCCAGGUCAGAAUUGGGAUUUUUGAGAUUUGGGAAAUAGGAACAUAUGUGAUAGGCAUGGGCAGCCUACGGCAGAAGGCCAUCAACGCAGCAACCAAGGCUGAACCAGGAGUACCCAAGCAGCACUGGAGCGGACGAACGGAGUAUCCAAACGGCGGAGUGGAAGGAGACGCUCGUCCGGAACUUGGCAGACACGGAAUCGCCUCACCUACUCCUGGCUUGUCUCCCAUCAAGCUUCUGCCAUUAAUGGCCGUUUGGGAGUUCCUGGGAGUGACGAGCGACCCCCAAGUGCGACGCUGACGAGGCCUUUCACCUUCAAUCUGUCUCCUCAAAUCGCACGAACCGAGGACUACACAAGCCCUCUGUGGAAGACCUACUGCAGCCAUGCGAGGGCUCACCCUCCGUCGCCGCACCAUCGCAGCACCCCAGAUCGCAGGUGGCUACUCCACCCUGGUCGCAGCGCCUUCGGCUCGAGCCCAGGCGGUUCCCUCUAUUUCGGCAGAUCUGGCGAAGCUUCAGUAAAGUCAGUUGGAUAUGAGCAGCCUGGAACUCCAUUUUGUUUUCUCUGACAGUAACACCAGGCGGCGAGGAUGAGUGCCCGCCGCUGCAAAUUCUGCAGACCUUAAUUUUGACCUGGUCAAAAUUCCACCGAGAGCUGGACUUCUUUUCUCCCGGGAGGGCUUGACUUCUUCAUCAAAGAACCGACUUCUUUCCCCCAAAGCAAUCCUUCGUGACCAAGCAAGCACUACAUCCAGAUUCGAGCAG
Messenger RNA from Cuscuta europaea, 1061 nucleotides. Lineage: Eukaryota; Viridiplantae; Streptophyta; Magnoliopsida; Solanales; Convolvulaceae. The record is from the annotation of a GenBank genome assembly.